AUGAAGGAGAGGCGCAUCCUUCGGGACAAGUUGUCCAGCUGUGAGAUGAGCAAGUACAGGGUGCGGCGAGUGAAGAACUGGCUGGCGGCAGGGCUCCAAGGGUUGUGGUAUGGCUUUGUUGAGUUCGAUGAUCUGCGAGAUGCAGAUGAUGCUGUUUAUGAGCUAAAUGGUAAAGAUCUUUGUGGGGAGAGAGUGAUCGUUGAGCAUGCCAGAGGCCCCCGUCGUGACAGCAGUUACGGUUCUGGACGCAGUGGAUAUGGUUAUAGAAGAAGCGGAAGAGAUAAGUACGGUCCUCCUACCCGUACAGAAUACAGAUUGAUUGUGGAAAAUUUGUCAAGCCGCUGCAGUUGGCAAGAUCUGAAGGAUUAUAUGCGUCAGGCAGGGGAAGUGACAUAUGCAGAUGCACACAAAGGAAGGAAAAAUGAAGGUGUGAUUGAGUUCAAAUCCUAUUCUGACAUGAAAAGAGCCCUUGAAAAGCUGGACGGGACAGAAGUAAAUGGCAGAAAGAUUAGAUUAGUGGAAGACAGACCUGGAUCGAGACGGCGCCGCUCUUACUCCAGAAGCCGAAGCCAUUCGAGGUCUCGCUCUCGAAGCAGACAUUCUCAUAAGAGCAGGAGCCGCACUGCCAGUAGUAGUCGCUCCAAGAGUAGAUCAAGAUCCAGGUCUGUGUCCCGUUCCAGAAGCAAGAGCCGUAGUCGAAGCAAGAGCCGUAGCAGAGGCCAAAAAGAGAAAAGCAGGACUCCAAGUAAAGAGGAUAAAAGUAGGAGCCGCAGCAGGAGUGCAGAGAAAUCCCGAAACAAAAGUAAAGAUAAAUCUGAGGGCACUCUCCAUAACAGCGAUGAGAAAGCAAAGAGCAGGAGCCGCAGCAAGGAAAAGAGUAGGAGCAGGAGCGGGAGUAAGGACAGGGGAGAGACGAGGGAGAGCAUGAGGAGUAGGAGCAAGGAGAAGAGUAGAAGCAAAGACAGGGAGAAGAGCAUUAGCAAGGCUAGAAGCAGGAGCAAGAGCAGGGAUGAGAGUAGGAGCAGGAGCCACAGUAAGGAUAAAAGGAAAAGUAGGAAGAGAAGCAGGGAUGACAGCAGAAGUAGAAGCAGGAGCCGCAGCAAGAGUGAGAAAAGCAAGAGGCGCAGCAAGCGAGACAGCAAACCAAGUAGCAAGAAGAAAAGGAAGGACAGCCGCGAGCGGUCCAGGUCAGCCUCCAAAGAAAAGGAGCAUCUAAAAUCAGAUUCUGACAAGAAGGAGGCAAAAGGUGAGGGUGAGGAUGCAGCCGCACGGCGGGUGUCUCGCUCCAGGUCUAGGUCGAUUUCCAAGUCAAAACCAAAUGUCAAAUCAGAUUCUCGUUCCAGGUCUAAAUCUGUUUCAAAGCCUAGGUCCCGGUCCAAGUCUAGGUCUAGGUCUGCCUCUAGGUCACACUCCCGAUCACGGUCAAGGUCACGCUCCAGAUCCUAACCCUGCUGCAACCACACUUGGAACGAUUGGAAAAGUCUUUUGUACGUGUUUAGUAGCUGUAGCGCAAGUGAUUUGAAGUAGAAAACAUGUCGAUGCUGUAUAUUUUUAACAACCCUGAUGGCAUGUCUGUCAUUGUUCGCUGCAGUGCUCCCUCCCUGCAGCGCGCUCUGGCGCAAGGCUGUUCAGCUCAUUUUCUGUCCUACAGAAAGGUUCUCUUCAAAUAUAACUCUUCCUAGAGCACCAAAAUUGCCCUGUUUUCCAGGAAGAGCCUUGCAGAGAAUGAGCACUGCACCUUGGUGGGUUUAUGAGAUUGCAGUGAUGACUGAUAGGUAGGUACGACGGCUUCACCAGUCUUUGCCCUUGAAGUGGUGCCCUUUGAUGUAUGCCAUUUAGUGGAAGUGCUAAGUCUUAAGUUUCAUACUACUUUUGUUUCAUAUUUUUUUGGACUUACAAAGUUGUGAAUAGCACAGUCAAAAAGGGAAAAAAAAAAAAAAAUAGGUACUUGCAGUAAUCCAUAGGGAAAAGAAGUAUAGUUCCAUAUUCUGGUAUUGUGACAAUAUCCUUGUUUUAUAUUAAAUUUUUUUAUUUUAUUUUUCCCUGUCUUGCAAAGUACAGUGAUUCCUGUUUCCAUGAAAUUUGAAUAAAGACUAUUUUUGCUUGAUGACA
Molecule: messenger RNA, 2112 nt
Organism: Aptenodytes forsteri (emperor penguin)
Lineage: Eukaryota; Metazoa; Chordata; Aves; Sphenisciformes; Spheniscidae
Gene: SRSF4
Product: serine and arginine rich splicing factor 4
Exons: 7
Coding region: 1-1446 (481 amino acids)
Biological process (GO): alternative mRNA splicing, via spliceosome; mRNA splice site recognition
Cellular component (GO): ribonucleoprotein complex; cytoplasm; nucleus
Molecular function (GO): mRNA binding
Source: RefSeq, a predicted model, not a curated record